Molecule: messenger RNA, 573 nt
Organism: Trypanosoma grayi
Lineage: Eukaryota; Euglenozoa; Kinetoplastea; Trypanosomatida; Trypanosomatidae
Exons: 1
Coding region: 1-573 (190 amino acids)
Source: RefSeq, a predicted model, not a curated record
AUGAAGGAGAAGCUGCAGAAUGCGAGCCGCGAGGAGCUGAUGCAGCAUGUUCUCACACAACGCCUGCUCAUACGCCACUUGCACCGGCGUAUCGUCGAUCUGGAAGAGGCGCUUGGCGUUUUCCACGCACCAGGCUCUCGUGGGGCAUCAGCCUUCGCACCAACACCACCAGAAGCAACGCCGUUGCCUUAUCGAUCCCCCGCGCCUCCGCCGGCGCGAGCCUCGCCGGAGGGACUUUUGGAGAUUGACCGCCUCUUGAAAGCGCAUGCGGCGGGCGAAGUGCGUCUUCGUCCUGAAAUUGUAUCGGAACUCCUGUACAUCGUACGGGAGCUGAAGGAUGCGGGCGCCAGUGAAAACAGCGUUUGCUCCUCUGGAACGUUUGUCGCCCACACGACGCCACCCCGUGGCUUGUCGAAUUCAACGAGAGCUCCGGCGGCCUCAGCUGGUCUCGCAGGUGGGGAGACUGCGUUCACCACACCACUGCAACGUGCUGAAUGUAGUACACCUCGGCGGUGCACGCCGCCGGCCUCUCUGGUCAAACGGACGCAGGCGCGAUUGGAGUUGCAGGAUUGA